Rattus norvegicus (Norway rat) is the source of this 2082-nucleotide messenger RNA. RefSeq names its product protein PRRC2B-like. NCBI's taxonomy places the organism in Eukaryota, Metazoa, Chordata, Mammalia, Rodentia, Muridae. The record is from RefSeq and is a predicted model, not a curated record.
AUGACCACGGGGAUGAUUCUGAAGGUGCAGAAAACAGGCCCUUCUGUCGGAGGAGGCCACCAGCCCCCUCGCUUCCAUCGCCUCCGUCGAGAGUCCCUAGGCCUGUGGGGACCUGAGGAGGAGUCCCAUCUGCUGGCAAGCCAGUGGCCAGGCCGGCCCAAAGUCUGUCCUGGGGACAAGAGUGGUCCUGGAGGUCACAGAUUCCCAGAGCUUUCCUACCAGAAUUCUUCUGAUCAUGCCAAUGAAGAGUGGGAGACCGCUUCCGAGAGCCUCGCAGCUGAACCUGAAGCACAAGGGAAUGGUGGCCUCUCUGGGGACAGUCUGGGUGAAAAGAAAGAGCUGGCCAAGAGGAGCUUCUCCAGCCAGAGGCCCCUGGCUGACAGACAGAGCUGCAAGCUGGAGCCGGGAAGGUUUGGGGAGAAGCCUGUUAGGCCAGGUGGGGGUGAGACUUCCCCCCGCUGCGAGAGCCAGCAGAGUGGGACGUCUCUGAAAGUCAAAAGGUCUCCAGAUGAGGCCUUGCCUGGAGGCCUUGGAAGCCAUUCACCCUAUGCCUUGGAGAGGACCACUCAUGGCAGCUCUGACGGUUCUGAAACUACCAGUAAGAAAGCAGAGAAAGAGGUUUCUUUGGCUGCCCAGAGGGCUGGUGAGCAGGAAGAGGCCCGGAAGCAGUUUGAUCUGGGCUAUGGAAAUGCUAUCUUUGACAACUGUGGUUCCAGCCCUGGGGAAGAGAAUGAAGUAGGCUCCAUGGUGGGCGAAGGCUUCAUCGAAGUCCUGACCAAGAAGCAGCGCCGCCUGCUGGAGGAGGAGAGAAGGAAAAAAGAACAGGCUGCUCAGGUCAAAGGUCGAGGCCUUUCCUCACCGAUUCCUCCUCGCUUUGCUAAAAGGCAGAAUGGCCUGUGUCUGGAGCAAGGAGACGUGGCCGUGCCCGGCAGCAGCCUGGGCACUGAGAUCUGGGAGAGCAGCAGCCAAGCCCUCCCUGUGCAGGGCGCCGCCAGUGACUCUUGGAGGACAGCUGUCACUGCCUUCAGCAGUGCUGAGCCUGGCACCUCAGAGCAGGGUUUUAAGAGCAGCCAGGGAGAUAGUGGUAUUGACUUGAGUGUGGAGUCACGGGAGUCGUCUGUGACCUCCUCACAGCGCAGUUCCCCUUAUGGUACUCUCAAGCCAGAUGAGAUGAGUGGGCCUGGCCUGGCGGAAUCCAAGGCCGACAGCCACAAGGACCAAGCUCAGAAGCAGUCUGAGCACAAGGACUGACAAGGCUCUGCACAGAGCAAGGAACACAGACCAGGACCCAUCGGCAAUGAGCGGUCUCUGAAAAGCAGAAAGGGCUCGGAGGGGGCCGAGCGACUGCAAGAGGCCGUUGUCCCGCCUGUUAAUGGGGUAGAGAUUCAUGUGGACUCCGUGCUGCCUGUGCCGCCCAUCGAGUUUGGAGUCAGUCCAAAAGACUCUGAUUUCAGCCUGCCACCUGGGUCUGUUUCUGGUCCCGUGGGGAAACCAGUCACCAAACUUCAGGAUGUCUUGGCUAGUAAUGCAGGACUGAUACAGAGUAUUCCCAUCCUUCGGCGGGAUCACCACAUCCAGAGAGCCAUCGGCCUCUCCCCCAUGUCUUUCCCCACUGCAGACCUCACGCUGAAGAUGGAGUCUGCAAGCAAGGCUUUGGAAAACUCCCCCAGUUUGCCGGAGCAGAACUCUCCAGGCGGUGCAGGUUCGGGCAUCCAGCCUCCUUCCUCUGUGGGCGCCUCCAACGGGGUCAACUAUAGCUCCUUUGGUGGUGUGUCAAUACCGCCCAUGCCUGUGGCUUCUGUAGCGCCUUCUGCUUCAAUGCCAGGCAGCCAUCUCCCACCUCUGUACUUGGAUGGCCACGUUUUUGCAAGUCAGCCCCGACUGGUUCCUCAGAGGAUACCUCAGCAACAGAGUUACCAGCAGGCCGCCACUGCCCAGCAGAUCCCGAUAUCCCUUCAUGUGGAAAGCCGCAAUAACAUUUGCCAUCACAAGAUGGCGCUGGCUUCCGCUGCGCCCCGCGUGAAAAGCCAGGAUAGCAUUCGCCAUUACAAGACGGUGCUGGCUUCCACUGCGCCAGCCCAA